AUGGAACCGGAGAUGAUCGAGAAGGCAGGCCUGCGGAUAGCCGUUCAGGGCUGUGGACACGGCACUCUUCACGAGAUAUAUGCGUCCAUCGCAAAGACAUGUGAAAUCAAGGGCUACGACGGCGUUGACCUGUUGAUCAUCGGCGGAGACUUUCAGGUACCUCAGUCAAUAUCAAAGAUCACGUGCAUCAUUAUGAACAUCUUCCAGGCAGUGCGCAAUGCAUACGAUCUGAACUGUAUGGCUGUACCGGUCAAGUACCGCCAGAUUGGAGACUUUCAUGAAUACUACUCGGGCGCCCGAACAGUCCCAUAUCUCACGAUCUUCGUUGGCGGCAACCACGAGGCGAGCAAUCACUUAUGGGAGCUUUACUAUGGCGGAUGGGCCGCGCCAGGUAUCUACUACAUGGGAGCCGCGAACGUUGUCCGACUCGGUCCCCUCCGCAUCGCUGGACUCUCCGGAAUCUGGAACGGUAGAGACUAUAAGAAACCUCAUUUCGAACGGUUGCCAUACAACUCGAGCGACGUCAGGAGUAUCUAUCAUGUUCGCGAACUGGAUACGAGGAAGCUGCUGCAGAUUCGAACUCAGGUCGACAUAGGUAUCAGCCAUGACUGGCCUCGCGGUGUGGAAUGGCAAGGCGACCUAAGGGGUCUGCUCAGAGUGAAGCCUUAUCUGGAGGAGGACCUAAAUAACGGGCGCCUCAACAGCGUAGCAGCAAAACUUGCCCUUGACAGGCUGAGGCCGGCAUACUGGUUCAGUGCACAUCACCAUGUCAAGUUCGCCGCAACCAUCAAUCAUUCGAAAGAAGAGAACGGGUCGGACGGUCAGAAACAAGCAGUGAAUCAGGCACAGCCUAUGUCCAAUGAACAGCAAGCUACCGCAACAAAGAACGAGGAAGAGAUCGAUCUUGACCUAGAUGAAGGUGUUCCCGUCGCUACGCAGGCCGCACCUUCAGAACCGCCGAAGUUGUCGAAUGCGGAUGAAAUUGAUCUCGGCCUGGAUGAUGAAGACGAAAGACCGGCACAAACACAUGAUGAUACACCCACUGUGCCAGAAGACCUUCGAGCGCAGCUACCUGCGGCAUUCUCCAGACCUCCAGCCAACACUAGCACAGAGGGAUUCCUCCCACCUCCCGACAUCACAAACAAGCUCACGCGCUUCCUCGCGCUCGACAAGUGUGGCGCAAACCGCAGCUUCCUCCAAAUCCUCGGCGUCGAGCCCGUAAGCCAGCCCUCAGCACCGGCACAUCAGCAGAAGUCUUUCCAUCUCGAAUACGACAAGGAAUGGCUCGCUAUCCUCCGCGUCUUCGCCGCCGACCUCACCCUCGGCGACCCCUCGGCACAAAUCCCCCAGGACCAGGGCUCAGCGCACUAUCUACCUCGCAUCGAAACCGAGGAGGCCUGGGUCGAAGCCAACGUCGUCCAGCCGGGCAAGAUGAUCAUACCCGAAAACUUCGAGCUUACCGCGCCCGUAUAUGACCCGGCGAUGGGCAUCAACGUACAAGGCCAGCCGCGAGAAUACAGAAAUCCGCAGACAAGGGCAUUCUGCGAGAUGCUACAGAUCCCGAACCCAUUCCACGCAACCGAGGAGGAAGUUCAAGCGAGGAUGCAAGCUGGCCCUCGACCGGACGAUCCUAGGUUCGAAGGCGGUCACCGGGGCAGAGGAGGUUUCGGUGGUGGUCGGGGCUGGGCUCGCGGCCGAGGCGGAAAUAGAGGCGGGACCAGGGGCGGACAGGGGCGGGCACGGCAGCGGUAG
This is a messenger RNA of Coniosporium apollinis CBS 100218, 1752 nucleotides long. RefSeq lists its product as uncharacterized. The transcript has 2 exons. The coding region runs from base 1 to 1752 and encodes 583 amino acids. Gene Ontology annotation, cellular component: nucleus. Gene Ontology annotation, molecular function: RNA lariat debranching enzyme activity. The record is from RefSeq and is a predicted model, not a curated record. NCBI's taxonomy places the organism in Eukaryota, Fungi, Ascomycota, Dothideomycetes. Gene Ontology annotation, biological process: mRNA splicing, via spliceosome.